AUGGCUCGUCAACGACCCGGGGCUCGAUUAGCGAGCGAAGCCCCUUCCGAAACAUCCUCUUCAACAUCACCAGAACGCGCCGCAGAUGACGACACGGACUUCUUCAUGCCCCUGGCGAACGACUCACAAUCCUCGAUCGGAGUCGCGAAUUUCCGCGACUCACACAUGCAGAACAACCGAAAUGUUUCCAUGCCUCCGAUGGGCCGUCUCCCGCCCGAGAUUUUGAUCGCGAUAUUUUCAAAACUGGUUUCCCCCGCAGACAUGCUCAACUGCAUGUUGGUCAGCCGCAGAUGGGCCGCCAACUGCGUCGGGAUAUUAUGGCAUCGGCCAUCUUGCAAUAAUUGGAACAAUCUGAAGAGUGUCGCUGCGUCCGUGGGGAAUCCAGAUAGUCUAUUCCUUUAUGCAGAUCUCAUAAAGCGACUCAAUCUAUCCGCAUUGACUAAUGAUGUCAGCGACGGGACGGUGGUCCCCUUCGCUCAAUGCAAACGGAUCGAGCGACUAACUCUGACCAAUUGCUCCGAACUCUCAGAUAAGGGCGUCUCAGACCUCGUGGAAUGCAAUCGGCAUCUGCAGGCUUUGGAUGUAUCGGGCUUGGGUCAUUUGACUGAUCACACCCUCUACACAGUAUCAAGAAACUGCCCACGCCUGCAAGGUCUCAACAUUACUUCUUGCACUAAAAUCACCGAUGACGCUAUCUUUGUCGUGUCACAGAGCUGUCGUCAAAUCAAGAGAUUAAAACUCAACAGCGUUGCCAAUAUCACAGAUCGAUCAAUUCUUUCCUUCGCAGAGAAUUGUCCUGCGAUUCUGGAGAUUGACCUGCACGAUUGCAAACUCAUUACGAGCCCAUCAAUAACAGCACUUCUUAGUACACUGCGUCACCUACGGGAACUUCGUCUCGCACACUGUACCGAGAUUGGCGACUCGGCAUUCUUGAACUUGCCGGAGCACCUUACAUUUGACAGCCUUCGAAUCCUUGACUUGACAGCAUGUGAGAGAGUGAAGGAUGACGCUGUAGUGCGCAUUAUCGGUGCCGCGCCUCGUCUACGCAAUCUGGUCUUAGCCAAAUGCCGCUUCAUCACAGAUCGAUCUGUACAGGCGAUUUGUAAGCUGGGCAAGAACCUUCACUAUGUGCACCUGGGUCACUGCUCGAAUAUCACGGACACGGCGGUUAUGCAGCUAAUAAAAGCUUGCAAUCGAAUUCGAUACAUUGAUCUGGCAUGUUGCAAUCGCCUGACCGACAUUAGUGUACGGCAAUUGGCUACUCUACCCAAGCUACGACGUAUUGGUUUGGUCAAAUGCCAAGCCAUCACGGAUGAUAGCAUUAGAGCAUUUGCACUUCCUCCCCGAUCUAGUCAUCAACCGAUCAGUAAUCUUGAACGUGUUCAUCUCAGUUAUUGUACCCAAUUGACUAUGCAGUCUAUUCAACCACUGAUCAACAAUUGCCCCCGACUCACCCAUCUGAGUUUGACUGGCGUCCCAGAUUUCUUGAAUACAGCCCUCACGGCAUUCUGCCGUGAAGCCCCAGAAGAGUUUACGCAACAACAGCGAGACGUUUUCUGUGUGUUUAGCGGCGAAGGUGUAAUCCGACUGCGAGACUACCUGAACCAAGACAUGUCCAUAAUACCAGAUGGGACUGAAGCUACCAUGUUUGAUGAUGGCGAGGAACACGAUGAAGAUGCAGGACGAAUGACCGGCCUGAUGGACGCCACAGGCAUCAACGACGAAGAUUACAUCGAUGUCGAGACUUUCCAAUGA
Molecule: messenger RNA, 1755 nt
Organism: Penicillium angulare
Lineage: Eukaryota; Fungi; Ascomycota; Eurotiomycetes; Eurotiales; Aspergillaceae
Product: putative ubiquitin ligase complex F-box protein GRR1
Exons: 2
Coding region: 1-1755 (584 amino acids)
Biological process (GO): SCF-dependent proteasomal ubiquitin-dependent protein catabolic process
Cellular component (GO): SCF ubiquitin ligase complex
Molecular function (GO): protein binding
Source: RefSeq, a predicted model, not a curated record